Molecule: messenger RNA, 2539 nt
Organism: Klebsormidium nitens
Lineage: Eukaryota; Viridiplantae; Streptophyta; Klebsormidiophyceae; Klebsormidiales; Klebsormidiaceae
Source: the annotation of a GenBank genome assembly
AUAGGUACCGCGCAAACGACGACCGGUCCAAACCGGAAUGCGGACUGGUGCAGACGGAAGACUGCACGAGACGAGAGAGAACCGCACAGCAUGACGCAGCAACACUGACAGGGUUGCCAAUGGCCAUGCUGCUGAGUCGGCAGCAGCUUUUCUGCUGACCUCACGUACUUAGUUCUUUCGAGGAGGGGCCUAAGUGCGCUGCACUGUCCCUCCCGCCUUUGUUCAACCAUGGCGGAGAGGCGGGUGCAGGACGCGCCAUGCGCUUGUUGCCCUCUCGCGGGGGGACAACGUUGGCCGGUGUUGAUGCUCAGGAUCGCACUCUUGUCGUCCUUGCUUUUCUGCUGUAGGGGGGCAACAGAUGAUUCUGAUCGGUCGAGACAUUCCACAAGGGAUGGGUACUAUGGUCAGGGACACCCACGGUCAGCAAAGGGUAUUCUCGGGGGGGUGUUACCAUUCAGGGGGGAGGGAAAAGCGGUGGAAUCUGGGGGGGUGGAGGUUGAGCUGAAGCGUUCGGGGGGCGGGCUAGAAAUGGAGCCGGACAGGUGGGGCGAGUUUGACCUGAAGCGCUUCAAGCCGGCUGCGGCUGGGAAAGGAGCGCAGCUACCGGGGGCAACAGCUGGCGAGGUUGCUCCCCCCGCUACUAUCUUUUUGGAGAGCCCUGCGGGGCUUGAGGAGGCGACCAAGUAUCCCGUCAACAUCUCGGGCACGUAUAAAGGUACCUGGGAGGUCCAGGGCAGCAACACCUCGCUGCGGUUUCCGGACCUCCAGAAGAGUACGGGGAACAUCAUCUUCCAGCUCACGAGCUCGCGCACCGCCGAGCCCGAACUUCACUAUGUGCACGGCGAGAUUGUGCUGCGCGACGGGAGUUACAUCAGCGACGGCGACGUGCACAUGAAGCUCGAGGGCACGUAUGUGCAGCGCUUUGGGGAGCUGCGGAUGGUUCUCAGCAGCAACGGGCGGGACGAGGACGGGGGGCGCCUUUCUGACGGAAAUGAAGGGGGGGGAAAAGUGGGAGCGGGGCUCGGGCCGUAUCAGCUGGGGAUGCGAGAAGGGGGACGCGAGCGGCGGAAAGCAGGGGGCAAGAUGGAUAUCUACGAGUUGGCGCGCAACUGCAAGAUUAGGAUGACGACACAGGUCUCUCCCCUUUCCUGGAAGCUAGUAAACGGCGUGAACGAGUACGAGCCGAGCUCCAUGGUCGGCGUUGUCAAGAGCCCGCGCGGCGAGGAAGGCGGCGCGUGCUUUGCGCCGCUCGCGCUGAACGUGACGGCGGUAAACCUGGAGGCGUAUUACAACAAGGCGAUCAACUACACGCUGAUGGUCACGUUUGUCUCGUUCGUGCAAGUGCUGCUGCUCAUCCGGCAAAUGGAGUAUACCAACACGCAGUCGGGCGCCGCGAAAGUGUCACUGCUCAUGGUGGGUCAGCAGGCCAUCAUGGACGCGUACCUGUGCCUGCUGCACCUGACAGCUGGCAUCGUCGUCGAAUCGCUUUUCAACGCGUUCGCGACCGCUGCGUUCUUCAAGUUCGUGAUCUUUUCGAUCUUCGAAAUGCGCUACCUGCUGUCGAUCUGGAAGGCGCGCCGGCCCGCGAGCACGGGCGACGGUUGGGAGUCGAUGCGGCGGGAGCUGUCGAUACUUUACUCUAGAUUCUACGGGUUCCUGCUGGGCGGCAUCCUGAUCAUGUACCGCCUGCACGCGAUGCUGAAGCACAUCCUGCUCCUCUUCUACGCCUUCUGGGUGCCCCAAAUUAUUUCCAACGUCAUGCUCGACGCGCGCCGCCCGCUGCACCCCCACUACAUCCUCGGCAUGACGGCCACGCGGCUCGCGAUCCCGCUGUACACAUUCGGCUGCCCCAAGAACUUUAUGAGAGUGGAACCCAACCCGGGGUGGUGCGUCGGCCUUGCCUGCUUCCUGUGCGGUCAGGCAGGCGUGCUGUUGCUGCAGCACUACUUCGGCGCGUGGUGCUUCAUCCCCAAGCGCUUCCGCCCGGAAAAGUACAGCUACUUCCGGCGGAUCGAGCGGGCCUCCAUCCCUGGGGGGGAGGAGGCGGGCCACCUAGACUGCGUUAUCUGCAUGGCGCCAGUUGACGCUGCCCCCCUCUCGCGGCAACGCAUGGUCACGCCGUGCGACCAUUUGUUCCACUCUAGUUGCUUGGAGAAGUGGAUGGAUAUCAAGAUGGAGUGCCCGACGUGCCGGCGGCAACUGCCGCCCUUGUAACAUAGAGAACGGCGUCAGCAUGAUGUCAGAAUUGACCGAAGAGAUUGGUAGUUGUAUAGGUAGAGUGCGAGAGUCCCCAUUAGAGAUAACAAAACGCGAUGAAGACACGUCAAUAAGCUUGCCUUGCCUUACGAUGUUGUUGAGAUGAGAUUUGAGACGCAGCUCGUGAGGCUGUGCGUCUCGCCAAGUGAACACUGUUGUUAAUUUGUUGUUCUUCACAGGUAAACGAUCGCAGAUGCAGCUUUAUCAGACUAUGUGCAUGAUUCGAAUCAAGUGGUGCCAGCGCUGCUUGAAGUCAUCCCGUUGCAUGUUGCCAACAUCCGCC